GUUAGUGGUAGUGGUAGCGCAGUGGAAAUUCUACAGAGGAGAAUCAGUCUCGGUUCUCGUCAUGGUUUUGGUUUUAGUACACGACUCUACAUUCCAAACUCGAGCAACUAAAACUCAGUGAAACAAAAUGUUUAAAUAAAAACCUUAAAAAAACCAAUUAAUAAUGUUAAAAGUAAACCGCUUUAAAACUAACUUAAAUGAAAAUCUUUAAAACAUCGUUCAGCAUUCGCCCAAGAUAGUUCGUUCUGCUAUUGCUACUCAUGGAAAAGCAACAUUGUUAUUACUUCAAAGGAAGGCCACGAUUACUGACGCUCAUACUUCUUUUACACAUCUGUCUAUCGCUACCAAAUGAGUCUUGGGCCGGAUACAACGAGAAAAAACUCCUCCAUAAGCUAUUAGAUCACUAUAACGUAUUAGAGCGUCCUGUUGCUAAUGAAUCUGAUCCUCUUCAAUUAAGUUUCGGUUUGACGUUAAUGCAAAUCAUAGAUGUGGAUGAGAAAAAUCAGCUGCUUAUAACUAAUAUUUGGUUAAAACUGGAAUGGAACGAUAUGAAUUUGAGGUGGAAUUCUUCGGAAUUUGGUGGGGUAAAAGAUCUGCGUAUCCCACCUCAUCGACUCUGGAAACCGGAUGUUCUAAUGUAUAACAGUGCUGAUGAGGGCUUUGAUGGGACCUAUCCAACCAACGUUGUAGUUCGGAACAACGGCAGCUGUUUGUACGUUCCACCCGGAAUAUUUAAAAGCACAUGCAAAAUUGAUAUAACUUGGUUUCCAUUCGAUGAUCAGCGAUGUGAAAUGAAGUUCGGAAGCUGGACAUACGACGGGUUGCAGUUGGAUCUUCAACUACAAGAUGACGCUGGAGGAGACUUAAGUAGUUUCAUAACAAAUGGAGAAUGGGAUCUGCUAGGUGUACCUGGAAAAAGAAACGAGAUUUAUUACAAUUGCUGUCCAGAGCCUUACAUAGACAUAACAUUUUUUAUUCUAAUUCGAAGACGUACUCUCUACUACUUCUUUAAUUUGAUAGUACCAUGUGUUUUAAUCGCGUCUAUGGCAGUUCUUGGGUUUACUCUGCCUCCAGAUUCGGGAGAAAAACUAUCACUCGGCGUAACCAUUUUACUUUCUCUCACUGUAUUUUUGAACAUGGUUGCUGAAACCAUGCCUGCUACUUCUGAUGCUGUUCCACUGCUUGGUACAUACUUUAACUGCAUUAUGUUUAUGGUUGCAUCUUCUGUCGUAUCAACUAUUCUUAUUCUCAACUACCAUCAUCGAAACGCUGAUACCCAUGAAAUGUCGCAGUGGAUACGAGUGGUAUUUUUAUGUUGGCUUCCAUGGAUUCUACGUAUGCAUAGACCUAUCGAAAAAAAAAAUAAUUUUGUAUCUUCACCGAAUAGAUCUGAACCUUCUGAACGAAGAACGAUGCAUUUUCCUGAGGUAGAAAUGAAAGAACGAUCGUCGAAAAGUUUACUAGCUAAUGUUUUAGAUAUAGACGAUGAUUUUAGGCAUAAUUAUAGGGGAGGAGGCACACCUACACCACUUCAGCCUGCGACGUUUUUUAGAAAUGUUUAUAGACAAAACGAGGAAGGCGGUAAUGGUGGUAAUGAUGGUGGUCCCCGCCUUCAAGAAUCCAUAGGUGCAAAUCAUUCAUGCAUCAGUGCUGAUUACGAGCUUGCUAUGAUUUUGAAAGAAAUACGAUUUAUUACUGAUCAAUUACGGAAAGAAGACGAUGCUGCGAACAUCACCAAAGACUGGAAAUUCGCUGCAAUGGUGGUAGACAGACUGUGCCUUAUUAUAUUCACUCUGUUCACUAUCAUCGCCACGUUAGCGGUGCUUUUUUCGGCACCUCAUAUCAUUGUAUCGUAGCCAAUCCCCGUCCCGUUCCAAAUCUCAAGCAUAUUAUUCCUAGUUCUAUUAUUCUCAACAGAUUCCCGCAUUAUAAAUACUACACACCAGCCAAAACGAAAUUAAUCGGCCCUUUUUAGUUCAUGAUAUUUACGAAAAUGUAAUCGGCUUCUUAUUGGCACAUAUAGCUCAAUAGCGUAAAUGUUCAAGAGUGGUUAAGAAAUAAACAUAAAAAUAGUGCUGUCUUCAUCAAAAUAUAAUUUGAAUUGACAACUUGCAUAAACUUAUCAGUCAAUAAAUUACCUAAAUGUCAAAAUAAAAUCUGUUUCAACCACACAAAAAAUUUAAUCCUUAGUUGUCAUAUCACAAAAAAUAAGUAGCAACGCUUAAUUGAGUUAUUCAUAGUUACAUUGAGAAUUUUUAAAUUUUUUACUCAAAUUAUUUAGGUUUUUUUUGCUAUUGGUAGCUCUUUUAUCCAUG
Molecule: messenger RNA, 2315 nt
Organism: Diorhabda carinulata
Lineage: Eukaryota; Metazoa; Arthropoda; Insecta; Coleoptera; Chrysomelidae
Gene: nAChRalpha7
Product: neuronal acetylcholine receptor subunit alpha-7
Exons: 10
Coding region: 261-1856 (531 amino acids)
Biological process (GO): chemical synaptic transmission; monoatomic ion transmembrane transport; regulation of membrane potential
Cellular component (GO): postsynaptic membrane; neuron projection; synapse
Molecular function (GO): acetylcholine-gated monoatomic cation-selective channel activity; transmembrane signaling receptor activity
Source: RefSeq, a predicted model, not a curated record